Messenger RNA from Strigops habroptila (Kakapo), 1520 nucleotides. It is a transcript of the gene CENPH, whose product is annotated as centromere protein H. The record is from RefSeq and is a predicted model, not a curated record. Lineage: Eukaryota; Metazoa; Chordata; Aves; Psittaciformes; Psittacidae. Bases 51 to 767 code for a protein of 238 amino acids. Gene Ontology annotation, molecular function: kinetochore binding. The transcript has 9 exons. Gene Ontology annotation, cellular component: nucleus; kinetochore. Gene Ontology annotation, biological process: kinetochore assembly; mitotic spindle organization; chromosome segregation.
CCCCGCCCCGCGCGUCUGAACUGAGCGCGGGCCGUUUGUUCCGCGCGGCGAUGGCGGCGCGGGAGCUGGCGGCGGCGGUGGCGGCGGCGCAGCAGCAGCGGGAGAAGGACAAGGACAAGGACAAGGACGGGGAUCAGGUCGUAGCCGCGGUGGACGGCCUCUAUCUGCUCCGCCUGAGGGAGCAGAUAAAGCAGCAGUUCCUGGAGUACAGCGCUGUAGCUGACGCCGGUACACCAGCUGCUGCUGAUGACGCUGCCAGGGAAAUGUCUGUGCUGAAUGCCAUAGAAGAUUGCAAAAAAGACAUUGAGAAAGAAAAAGCCUCUUUCUGGAACAAGACAUUAGCCUUGCAAAGGAUCCAGCUUAUGGCUGCCGUGAGAGACCAAAUGAAGCUAAACGAUAAUGACUCACAACUGCUGCUGAAAACUCUGCAAGACAUAGUAAGGCUCAGCCAGGCAGUAGUUGCAUAUCAACAGCAAGCACGUGUAAAGGAACAGAAAGUGACUGACAUUAAAAGGCAAAGACUUUUAUUAAAAGAAGUUGGAAGACAGAAACUAAUGCAAAUCCAUGAUAUGAACAAACUAAAGGAGGAACAAACAACUGGGAAAAUGAAAAUGCUGGAAGAGAUGCAUAAUGACUACAAGAAAGAGAAAAACUUAACUACAGUAAUUCAAAAUCUAUUCCAGGCUAUCAUAAUUGGAAGCAGAGUUAACUGGGCAGAAGAUCCAUAUUUAAAGGCAAUUGUUCUACAGCUUGAAAAAAAUAUCUGAGUCAGGAGAGAUGGUGUUUGAUUUUUUUUCAUAUAGUGUAUGUAAUCAAUCUGCUAAACCUGAUAAAUUAAUACACAUUAUGAACCUUUCUGGAAGCACUUGUUCACUGAAGAGGCUGAGAAUGUAGCCACCCAGCUCUUCGAAAUGAAAUUUAGUUCCUGGUCCAUAGCAAAUGUUUGAACAGGUAGCAUGGCUGAUAAAACUAUCUGAAAAGACCCUUCGUAGCUAUCUUCUCCCAAGUAAAAAAGAAUCAUCAUUGAUAUAUUUCAAGAUUUUAUGUAAAAUUCAGCUUAACCCAGGCCCUGUGGAAAGUUCAAGCUGGAAGAGGAAGUUAAAUCUUUGAGGUUUAUUUUCCUUUUUUUUAAUUAUCGCUUUAUGUAUGCGUUUAGAUUUUUAUAUGCUCUGCUUUACACUGAAUGUUUUCUGCUUGUAGCAACUGCUUGUGACUGUGCUAUGUGCUGCUUAGUUACAGCUGGGUUUCCAGCAUUAGACACAAUCCAUGCCUGCCAUCCCACACAGCAAAAUAUGCCAACCUGAAGCAAGGUGCAGGUAAAGGGAUGACUUCGUGCUAAGCACUAGUUAGACUUUUCUGCUAAAAACCCCCCAUCUUUGUUUUAUGCUUGACAAACUGAGCACAUCAUAGCACGUAACAUGUUAAAAUACGGUCAGUUUUAACUUUGUAAGUGACUUUUAAAUUUUCGGAGGAUGGACGGGGCGUGUCAUGGUCCAAUAAAGAUAAAACGCUGACUUAGA